UUUGCUCGAGAGAGCCGAUGCUAGAAGACAUCUUUGCGGUGUGAUUUUUCGAGCGUGACUGGAAGGGAGCGGAGCGGCGAUGGAUGAGGGCACGAAGAGACAAAUAAAAAUCUGAUCUUCGCUGGGUUUAGCUAGCACGCUAACGUUAGCUAGCCCUCAGCUCGUCGUCGGUGUCUGUCCCCCUCCCCGUACUCUGACCGAUGUGGUGUUUUCCCUCAUGAAUACACGCUCAUUCACGCCUUCUUAUAUUAAUGUCGAGACAUGCCGGGGUCAGCGAGGACAUUUCUCUCAAAGGAUACAGCACCGUGGAUGUCCAACACCAUUCAGACGAUAACGCUAGUUAGCUGCGAGCAUCAGUAAACUUCAUUUUCCCCGUUAAUUUUUGUUUUCUCGCUCAUCCGCGAAGAACAAGAUGUUGGCGGAGGAAGUCUGACGGUGGACCUGAACUGGAUACCCACUCCAUGAAGGUCAUGAUACCGAGAGAAUGAUCAUGCUGGAAAAACAGAGCUCGACGCAGGAGAUCGGCGAGGAGGCCGAGGAGGAUGCCAUCUUCACCAUCACACUGAGGAAGAUGCAGCUUCACCAGUCGGCAAGUAAGGGGCAGCGAUGGCUGGGCGUGGAGACGGACUCAGCCCUGAGCCUCUACGAGACCUGCAAGGUGCGGACCAUCAAAGCCGGCACGCUGGAGAGGCUGGUGGAGUACAUGGUGUCUGCGUUUAGGGGCAAAGACUCCACCUAUGUCACCAUCUUCCUCUGCACCUACCGCUCCUUCGCCACCACCAAGCAGGUGCUGGAUCUCCUGCUCAACAGAUAUGCCAAGCUCCAAAAUGUGCCUGCAGCCACAGCGCACAGAGUCUCUCAGGACGACUGCACAGAGCUGAGAAACACUGUUUCAUCCAUUCUGGGCGCGUGGCUGGACCAGUACUCCGAGGACUUCUGGAGCCCUCCGAGCUACGACUGUCUGCACCAGCUCCUGUCUUACCUUCACCUCCACUUCCUCGGCUCGGACCUGGAGCGCCGCGCACGCAACCUGCUGGCCCACUUCCACCGCCGACAGCAGUGUGAGCCUGACCCUGAUGGGGAACACAUCGGCUGCCCUUUUGCUACGCAGGAAGAGAGCGGCUUCGAGGACGAGCUUCCUGCUUUCAGUUUCCUGUCUUUUGACCCCAUCAUGGUGGCAGAGCAGUUCACGCUCAUGGACGCGGAUCUCUUUAAGAAGGUGGUGCCCUAUCACUGCCUGGGAGGGAUUUGGUCUCAGCGGGAUAAGAAAGGGAAGGAGCACCUGGCCCCCACCAUCAGAGCCACUGUGGCCCAGUUCAACUCUGUCACCAACUGCGUGAUCACCACCUGUCUGAGCAACCCCACGCUGAAGCCCAGCCAGAGAGCCAGGCUGCUGGAGAGGUGGAUCGACGUGGCUCGGGAGUGUCGAAUCCUAAAGAACUUCUCCUCGCUGCGAGCCAUCCUCUCCGCCCUGCAGUGCAACGCCAUCCACCGCCUGAAGAGGACCUGGGAGGAAGUGUCUCGGGAGAGUUUCCGCACCUUUCGAGAACUUUCUGAAAUCUUCUCCGACGACAACAACUACUCCCUCAGCCGAGAGCUGCUGGUGAAGGAGGGAACGUCCAAGUUUGCAACUUUGGAAAUUAACCCCAAACGAGCUCAGAGGAGACACCAGCAGCAGAGGGACCUGGGAGUGAUGCAGGGCACGAUUCCUUACCUGGGGACCUUCCUGACAGACCUGGUGAUGAUGGACACUGCCAUGAAGGACUACACUGAGGGUGGUCUGAUCAACUUUGAGAAGAGAAGAAAGGAGUUUGAGGUAAUCGCCCAGAUUAAACUGCUUCAGCUGGCCUCCAACAACUACAGUUUCACUCAGGACAGCCACUUCCGAGAGUGGUUUGCAGGCGUGGAGAAGCUCAGCGAGGCAGAGAGCUACAAUCUGUCCUGUGAAAUCGAGCCUCUCUCGGAGUCGGCCAGCAACACACUUCGAGCCAAGAAGAACGGAGGAAUCAUGAAACGCUGGAGCGACCGACAGUUGACGGAGGCCAGCUCCAGCGGCGCCACAGGCUCUCACUCUAAGUCCUUUGACCACUCUCACUACAGACCGUACCAAGGAGGUGGGGGGGACAGUGGCGACGCUCUCAGCGUCACCUCGGUCAGCUCCAGUGGCUCAGACCUGGAGGACGUGAAUGCCAGCUUCCUGUCCGAUUCUCCAGAGGGACAUGAGAGAAAAACGUCGACUCCUUCAGUGAAACUUACCGUCUCUGCUCUGGGAAGAGAAGCUCCACCAGCAGAUACAACCUCAACGUUCUGGGAGUGUACGUCUCUGUCAUCUCUGGACACCUCCGGGAUGGGCUCCAGCUCGGCCUCCGGCUCCAGCAGCGCGUCCUCCUCCUCCGUCUCCUCCUCCACCCCACUGUCCGCCUCCCGCUCACACAAACGCUCGGUGUCUGUGGUGUCAAACUACUCGACUCUGUCGCUGCCGCUCUACAACCAGCAGGUGGACGACUGCUGCAUCAUCAGGGUCAGCCUGGACGUGGAGAACGGCAACAUGUACAAGAGCAUCCUGGUGACGAGUCAAGACAAGACUCCGGUGGUCAUCAGGAAGGCCAUGAUCAAACACAACCUGGAGCGAGAGAAGACCGAGGACUACGAGCUGAUGCAGAAAAUCUCUGAGGACAAAGAGCUGCGGAUCCCAGACAACGCCAAUGUCUUCUACGCCAUGAACUCUACUGCCAACUACGACUUUGUGCUGAAGAAGCGCGGCUUGGCUCGGCCGGUGCGGGCCAAGAACGUGGCCAGUUCGACACUGCCUCGCAUGAAACAGAAAGGACUGAAAAUCGCUAAAGGGAUCUUCUGAGGAGAAACGCACCACUUCCUGUUGCCCCCUCACCCCCUUAACCCUCUCUGGUCUCCACACCUCAGAAGAAACAUUUCAGUUCAGGUCUACUGGAGGCCAACUAACCUGAAUGAUCUGAGCUUUGGUUUGGACAGCGUCGGAGAUGUCUGGAGAGGAACAACCAAGCAGCCUUUCUGAGGAGAGCCUUAGCACUUAGCCACAUCUUCACAUCAUCAGGACCCUGUGUGGACUUUAAAGGCUGAGUGAGUCACAGGAAACACCCACACAGAAGCUGUGAGUUCAUGAAAACAGAGGGAGCCGUUGGUGUCGGACACUGCUACUUGGAGGCUCCUCCAGUGUAACAUGACUGGUGGUGCUGGCUGGUGGAAAAGCAGAUCCAGUUUAUUUCCUGGCCCAUUACUUUUUGUUUACAAGUGUUUACAUGUUGACAUCACUCAGUCAGCUCUUAAAGAUUCAAGCCUCUUGCUCACAAGAGGAUUCACGUACCUUCGAUGAAACACUUUUUUAACCCCUGGGCAGCCUUGGUCUCUGUACCUUCCGCUUCAGUUCUCAUGCACGCCCCCGGCUGGCGUGGAGUGUACAUAGAACAGUACAGUGCCUCGGCCAGUAAAUGCAGACGUGUGAACCGACUGGGUGUUCAAAAGUGUUUCUACUUUUCAGGGAACUUUUGUCGUGAGUGCUCCACCACCUUUACCGUGUUGCCCCAGGGUU
Molecule: messenger RNA, 3568 nt
Organism: Monopterus albus (swamp eel)
Lineage: Eukaryota; Metazoa; Chordata; Actinopteri; Synbranchiformes; Synbranchidae
Product: ral guanine nucleotide dissociation stimulator
Exons: 18
Coding region: 485-2857 (790 amino acids)
Biological process (GO): Ras protein signal transduction
Cellular component (GO): plasma membrane
Molecular function (GO): guanyl-nucleotide exchange factor activity
Source: RefSeq, a predicted model, not a curated record